UGCUCUAACCACGUCUGCCGACGCGUCUGCACCGUUCCUUCCUCCUCCUACUUGCUCGCGCUGCCGUGUCCUUGCCGCAUCCUCCUCCUCCGGCGGCUGCGGCGUACGCGCUCCGGAGUCCGGAGGCACUCGCCGCCGUCGAAUUAUUCCCAUUCUCAUCACGCCGUGCGCCAGGGAUACUACUAUGGACCGGCGCAGGAUCUUAUUCGGCCACUAGAACCCAGCGUGAGAAUUCCCUCCGGAUUGGAAUUUGGAUGGAAGUGGAGCUAGCAUGUGCAUCCCCGGCCGGCCCUAUUUAAGCAUCAUCCACUGCGCUAAUCCUGCUCCUCUCCUGUUCGGAACUGAUUAGUUGCUUCCCUAUUACAACCGUCUGUUUGAGGUCUCACUCACAGGAUGCUGAAAAUAAGCCGCGUUGUGUGUGUGUGUGUCUACGAUGAACUGUUUGACGCGUUCGUUCGAGCUCUUCUUGAAGCAGUUUGACAAGCUGUUUGUGGUCGUCUCGUUCUCUGUUUGGUUGUCCAGUUUCAGUCCCGAGACGUCGUAAUCGCUAGAUGAUCGAUGAACGCCAAGAAGAUUAAGCUGCACGACUAUCACCACUGCUACGGAUCGCCGAUGUGUGACCCACAGCUGUUCCCGCGCGCCGCCGCCGCCACCACCGCAGGGCUCUCCUUGCACCCGGGGCCGGGGCUCGUGGGCUCCCUGCCGCAGCGGCAUGGCGGCGGCGGCGGCGGCUGGGUGCACGAGGAGCACACCGCGACGACCCCGAGGGCGGCGCAGGGGCAGGGCGGCUGCGUCGUCGGCUCCGACGCCGCCGCGUUCUUCGCCGCCGAGGAGCUCAUGAUGGGCACGGCGCGGUUCGACUCCCCUCUCGGCGGAACGACGACGGCACUCCAGGAGCUGACAGCGUUUGCCAAGGGACCGCCGUUUGGCCGGCCGAGGCCCACGACGGGGGGCGAGCGCGAGCGCGAGCGGCUGUACCCAGUGGACCCGCUGCCGCUCCGCGACUGCGCGGCGGUGAGGACGUACUACGUCCGGCCGCAGCAGCGCGACGGCGCCACGGAGGCGCCUCCUUCACUCGAGCUGCCAUUCCAGCGGCGGCAGCAGCAACAAGUGCACGGGCUAUUCGGCGACCCUUCCACCGGCAGGCUACUCGGCGGCGGCGAGCCUCAAGCUCACUCCUUUCCAGCUCACGUUCCGGCGAGCACGUUUGUCCCCGCGAUGGAGGCGCCGCCGGGCAUGCAGAGCCUUAUGGACAACCCGCUGUCCAGGAGCUGCAGUAUCAUCGGUGCGGCGGCGACCCACGCAGGGAGCGGUAACGCCGCCGCGCCGGGGCAAGGUGCUCCCAGCAAGACGCGGAUUCGGUGGACGCAGGACCUCCACGAGCGCUUCGUCGACUGCGUCAACAAGCUCGGCGGCGCGGACAAGGCGACUCCCAAGGGCAUUCUGAAGCUGAUGAACUCUGAUGGCCUCACAAUCUACCACAUCAAGAGCCACCUUCAGAAAUACCGCAUAGCCAAGUACAUGCCCGUGUCAUCGACGUCCGAAGGGAAAGAGAAACGAGCUGCUGCCGCCAAUGACGUGCAGAAUCUCGACCCCGGCACCGGGAUGAAGAUCACGGAAGCGCUACGCGUCCAGCUCGACGUGCAGAGGCGCCUCCACGAGCAGCUCGAGAUCCAGAGGAAUCUGCAGCUGAGGAUCGAGGCGCAAGGCAAGAAGCUGCAGAAGAUGUUCGAGGAGCAGAUGAAGACGAGCAGGACCGUGAUGGGGCCGCCGCAGGGCGCCGACGUCGCCUUCAUCGGCGCCGGCGAGCAGGAGGAGGAGGUGGAGGUGGAGGACGCGUUCGACGACGUGCAGCUACUGGCGGCCGUGUCCAGCGCCAGCGUCGGCUACCGCGACGGCGGAUUCCAGUCGAAGAUAAGCUAGCCUGUCGCCUCCAGCCUCCAGGCUUCAGCUGGCUUGUCGGCAUUGUAAUUGUAGGGUUUGACUACAAAUGCCAUCGUAGCUAUCCAUGGAAGAUGAUGCCUACAAUGUUUGGGACGACGACGACGAGUGUUUUGGAGGGAAAAAAAGGAAACUAAAUUGUUGGGGAUGCAGGCAAGGGACGAUCCUCGUCGUCCACUUAUGUCGUUGAUUGGAAGGUGUGAUCGUGCACCUAGCCUAACCACUUAGUUUUAAAAGUUCUCUCUGAACUUUAGAAUGUGAGUGUCUAUUUUUGCUUAUUUAUUUUUAAUAAAAAACCAUCAGGUCUCUUAUAGAGGUUGGA
Messenger RNA from Zea mays, 2263 nucleotides. RefSeq lists its product as uncharacterized. Gene Ontology annotation, molecular function: DNA-binding transcription factor activity; DNA binding. NCBI's taxonomy places the organism in Eukaryota, Viridiplantae, Streptophyta, Magnoliopsida, Poales, Poaceae. The coding region runs from base 559 to 1923 and encodes 454 amino acids. The transcript is spliced from 7 exons. The record is from RefSeq and is a predicted model, not a curated record.